Messenger RNA from Uncinocarpus reesii 1704, 453 nucleotides. RefSeq names its product ubiquitin-conjugating enzyme E2 N. Gene Ontology annotation, biological process: protein K63-linked ubiquitination; DNA damage tolerance. The transcript is spliced from 4 exons. Gene Ontology annotation, molecular function: ubiquitin conjugating enzyme activity. NCBI's taxonomy places the organism in Eukaryota, Fungi, Ascomycota, Eurotiomycetes, Onygenales, Onygenaceae. Gene Ontology annotation, cellular component: nucleus. Bases 1 to 453 code for a protein of 150 amino acids. The record is from RefSeq and is a predicted model, not a curated record.
AUGGCUUUGCCAAAGAGAAUAAUAAAGGAAACUGAGCGCCUGAUGGCCGAGCCUGUCCCGGGCAUCGAUGCAGUUCCCCAUGAAGAUAAUUUGCGAUAUUUCGACGUUAAAAUACACGGCCCGUCCCAGUCCCCAUAUGAAGGUGGAAUAUUUUCUCUGGAAUUGUUUUUGCCGGAUGACUAUCCAAUGACACCACCAAAAAUCCGCUUCUUGACAAAAAUAUACCACCCGAAUAUAGACAGACUCGGUAGAAUCUGCCUCGAUGUAUUGAAGAAUAAUUGGUCACCUGCCCUCCAGAUUCGCACAAUUCUUUUAUCGAUCCAGGCUUUAUUAGGCGCACCGAAUCCGGAUGACCCACUAGCAAAUGAUGUUGCUCAGCGUUGGAAAGAAGACGAGCCAGCAGCCAUUGAAACUGCGAGAGAAUGGACAAGAAAACACGCCACUCCGGCAUAA